AAGGGCGGCGGCGGCGGCAGAACCCGGCUGGGACAUCGGGCUGGCGGUGCGCUAGUGGGUGCAUGGAGGCUGCCGGGGGCGAGCGGGCGCCGCUGCUGGGCGCACGGCGUGCGGCGUUCGAGGGCCGGCGCGCGGCGUGCGCUGCCGUGCUGCUGACGGAGCUGCUGGAGCGCGCCGCCUUCUACGGCAUCACGGCCAACCUGGUGCUGUUCCUUAACGGCACGCCGUUCGGCUGGGAGGGCGCGCAGGCCAGCCAGGCGCUGCUGCUCUUCAUGGGCCUCACCUAUCUGGUGUCGCCAUUCGGCGGCUGGCUGGCUGAUGCGCGGCUCGGCCGGGCGCGCGCCAUCCUGCUCAGCCUGGCACUCUACCUGCUUGGCAUGCUGGCCUUCCCGUUGCUGGCCGCACCCUCGACCCGCACGGCGCUCUGCGGGGUCCCCGGCCCUGCGCGCGUCCGCAACUGCUCUGCGCCGCCAUGUCCCGACGCGCCCCCUCGCUACUGCGCGCCCGCCGCUCUGUCAGCGCUGGCGCUCGUGGGCCUUGGCGUGGGCGCUGUCAAGGCCAACAUCACUCCCUUUGGCGCCGACCAGGUUAAAGACCGAGGUCCAGAAGCUGCGAGAAGAUUUUUUAACUGGUUUUAUUGGAGCAUUAACCUGGGAGCAAUUGUCUCGCUGGGAGGCAUCGCCUACAUUCAGCAGAACGUCAGCUUUGUCACUGGCUACAUCAUCCCUACUGUGUGUAUCGGCGUCGCUUUCAUGGUCUUCCUCUGCGGCCAGACCUUCUUCAUCACUAAACCUCCCGAUGGCAGUGCCUUCACUGACAUGUUCAAGAUCCUACUGUAUUCGUGCCGUCCCCAAAAGCGAGUCAGAGAACACAGUCCUAGUGGUGAAGGCAUUGGAGUCUUUCAGCAAUCUUCUAAACACAGUCUGUUUGAUUCAUGUAAGAUGUCUCGAGGAGGGCCAUUCCCAGAAGAUAAAGUGGAAGAUGUGAAAGCUCUUGUCAAGAUUGUCCCAGUUUUCUUGGCUUUGAUACCUUACUGGACAGUGUAUUUUCAAAUGCAGACCACGUAUGUUUUACAGAGUCUUCAUUUGAAGAUUCCAGAAAUUUCCAGCGUUACUACCAAUCCUCAUACGUUUCCUGCAGCCUGGCUGACGAUGUUCGAUGCUGUGCUUAUCCUCCUGUUAAUUCCCUUAAAAGAUAAACUGGUUGAUCCCAUCUUGAGAAGAAAUGGCCUGCUCCCUUCAUCUUUAAAAAGGAUAGCUGUUGGAAUGUUCUUUGUGAUGUGUUCUGCCUUUGCCGCAGGAAUUUUGGAAAGCAAAAGACUGGACCUCGUGAAGGAGAAAACCAUUAACCAGACCAUUGGAAAUGUUGUUUACUACGCGGCCGACUUGCCCAUCUGGUGGCAGGUGCCCCAGUACGUGCUGAUCGGCAUCAGUGAAAUAUUCGCGAGCAUCUCAGGCCUGGAAUUUGCAUACUCGGCUGCCCCCAAGUCCAUGCAGAGUGCCAUCAUGGGCCUGUUCUUCUUCUUCUCUGGUGUUGGAUCGUUUGUGGGCUCAGGGCUGCUGGCGCUGGUGUCCCUCAAGGCCAUAGGGUGGAUGAGCAGCCACACGGACUUUGGCAACAUCAAUGGCUGCUAUUUGAACUAUUAUUUUUUUCUUCUGGCUGCUAUUCAAGGAGCCACCCUCCUGCUUUUCCUCAUUGUUUCUGUGAAAUACGACCGGCAGCGGUCAAGAGCGAACGGCAUGCCCACCAGCAGGAGGACCUGAGGCUCCUGCACCCAUUAGGUCUGUUGGACGAACAAAUCCAGGGGAAGGAGCUGCAGGAGCUCGGAGAGUGGGCGGGAUUUCACGUAGCCGCCAGUGGCUAACUUUCCUAAAACUUGCAUGAUUCCUGGAUGGUUUCUUUUCUACCCAGUGACCUAGGUAAGUGCCUUCCUGGAGCAGAAGUGCAGAUGUGCCAUGCAUUGCUUCUCACCACUCAAGAACCUGGAAAUCCUGCAGCCAGUUUCCUCUCCAACAAAUGCUUGCCGACGCAGAUGCAGGGUCUCAGGAGAUGACACCCAUACUGGUUGGCAUCCAGUAUUUUAAACAGAUAUCUGGAGUUCCCUGGUGGCUCAGUGGGUUAAGGACCCAGCGUUGUCACUGCCGUGGCUUAGCUCGCUGUCAUGGCGCAGGUUUAAUCCCUGGCCCGGGAAGUUUUUGGCUGUGAGCACAGCCAGAAAGCAAAAACAACGCAAAUAUUAUCUCCUUUUCCAUAAAAGACCAUCUCAGUUACUUCUUUUACCUUCAUAUUGAGGACUGGGAGAGUUUGUUAAGAAGUAAAAGUGUGGUUAGAUGCUGCAAAGCUCCUGUAGAGAAGUCAUGCCUGUGGUUUCUUUCACAAGCCACUAAUCUUGCCAGCGCCAGUUUCCUUGGUACAAGCCGGUACGGAAUAUAUUUUAUCUGCUGCUUCAAAUAAUACUCAUUUUUUAAACUAUUAACAUUGCUUUUUUGUUGUUUCCUUAAGAAUGUGCUAUUUCAUACAAUAUUUAAGACCACAGGUUCCAUCUCAGUCUGCAAAGCACCCUAAUGUGUGUUCAAAGCCUUGCUGAGUCAGUCCUGUGCAUAAUUCCGUUUCUGUACUGUUGAGCCUGGAAACCCAUCACAGGGUCGGAAAGAGAGCCCUUCUGAACAGCAUGGGUGUGGUUGGAGGUGGUUGGAGGUGGUUGGAAGUGAUAAUGUGAACUUGAACUCUGGAUGCUCACCGACUUUGGUGGGGGUAUUUUAUGUGUAUGUGGAGGUUCUCAUUUUGUUUAAUAAACUAUUCUUUAUCUGUUGCUGUA
Messenger RNA from Phacochoerus africanus (Common warthog), 2818 nucleotides. It is a transcript of the gene SLC15A4, whose product is annotated as solute carrier family 15 member 4. Gene Ontology annotation, cellular component: membrane. Gene Ontology annotation, biological process: histidine transport; transmembrane transport; oligopeptide transport. The record is from RefSeq and is a predicted model, not a curated record. The transcript is spliced from 8 exons. Gene Ontology annotation, molecular function: L-histidine transmembrane transporter activity. NCBI's taxonomy places the organism in Eukaryota, Metazoa, Chordata, Mammalia, Artiodactyla, Suidae. Bases 63 to 1763 code for a protein of 566 amino acids.